CUCUUACACACUUUCUCUCUCUAACCCAAACACAAUUUUGACUCACAAAAGCUUUUCAUAAUUUUUUUUUUCUCUUUCUUUUUUUUUUCUUUCAUAAUUUUCCUUAAAUAGAAAUAAAACACUUUCUCUCUCUUCUUUGAUCCAUGGAGGUGGAAGAAGAACUCCAACAAAACCCAGAAGAAAUUUGAUUCCUUUCAGCUAGAUUCGAUAACCCUUUUGGCUAAAAACUUCAAUGCGGUCUUUCAAAAGACCAAACAAUAACUCAGAUUCAAAGGGUCAUGUUGGAUCUGAUGGUGGAUUUUGUGAAACCUUGUGAAAGAAAAUUUGUUGUUAUUGUUGAUUUUGUUAAUGUUAAUGUUUUUAAGGUUGAUGAUGAUUAUGUUUCAUGUGUAAGAAGAAAUAGUAGUAAAGUGUUGUUAUUGUCGUUUAAGGUUAUUGUCGGUGGCAAUGACAUAGUGGUGCUUUUUGGCAUCAUAAACGACGAUGCAGCUUCAGUUCUCGCCUAGCAUGAGAAGCAUCACGAUAUCAAGCAACAAUGGGUUUAUUGACUUGAUGAAGAUCAAGGUCGCAGCUUGUCACAUUUCUUAUAGAACCCUUUUUCAUACUAUCCUCAUCCUUGCUUUUUUGUUGCCUUUUGUCUUCAUUCUCACUGCUGUUGUUACCCUUGAAGGUGUCAACAAGUGUUCCUCUUUUGAUUGUUUAGGUAGACGGUUAGGACCAAGGUUUCUUGGAAGGGCUGACGAUUCAGCGAGAUUAGUUAGAGAUUUUUACAACAUACUAAACGAAGUGAAAACCGGGGAAGUUCCAUCUAGUUUAAAGCUACCAGAUUCAUUUGAUCAAAUGGUUUCUGAUAUGAAGAACAAUCAAUAUGAUGCCAAAACAUUCGCUUUCAUGUUAAAGAGAAUGAUGGAGAAAUUUGAGAACGAAAUCAGAGAAUCUAAAUUUGCAGAGCUGAUGAAUAAACACUUUGCAGCUAGUUCCAUCCCUAAAGGGAUUAAUUGUCUCUCCUUGCGUUUGACUGAUGAAUACUCGUCAAAUGCGCAUGCACGCAAACAAUUGCCUCCUCCGGAGUUAUUACCAAUGCUCUCCGACAACUCUUUCCACCAUUUUAUUUUGUCAACUGAUAACAUCUUGGCUGCUUCAGUCGUUGUUACCUCUACUGUACAAUCGUCUCUGAAACCUGAAAAUAUAGUUUUCCAUGUCAUCACCGACAAAAAAACUUACGCGGGUAUGCACUCUUGGUUUGCACUAAAUCCUCCCUCACCUGCUAUUGUUGAAGUCAAAGGCAUUCAUCAGUUUGACUGGUUAACUAGAGAAAAUGUUCCGGUACUUGAAGCUGUAGAAAGUCAAAAUGGAAUCAGGAAUUACUACCAUGGGAAUCAUGUGAUGGGAACCAAUCUCAGUGAUACCAGUCCGCGUAAAUUUGCAUCGAAAUUGCAGUCGAGAAGUCCAAAGUACAUAUCUCUACUCAAUCAUAUCCGCAUAUACAUUCCUGAGCUUUACCCAAACCUCGACAAGGUGGUUUUUUUGGAUGACGAUGUAGUGGUUCAGCGUGACUUGUCUCCACUAUGGGAAAUUGAUCUGAAUGGAAAAGUUAAUGGAGCUGUGGAAACCUGCAGAGGCGAAGAUGAAUGGGUAAUGUCAAAACAUUUUAGGAACUAUUUCAAUUUUUCCCAUCCCCUCAUUGCAAAGCAUUUGGAUCCUGACGAGUGUGCUUGGGCUUACGGAAUGAAUGUCUUUGAUCUUCGUGCAUGGAGAGCAGCAAAUAUUAGAGAGACAUAUCAUUCCUGGCUUAAAGAGAAUCUGAGGUCAAACAUGACAAUGUGGAAGCUUGGAACCCUACCUCCAGCUUUGAUUGCAUUUAGAGGUCAUGUUCAUCCAAUUGACCCUUCUUGGCACAUGCUUGGUUUAGGUUAUCAGAACAAAACAAGUGUUGAAAAGGUGAAAAUGGCUGCUGUUAUUCAUUACAAUGGCCAAUCAAAACCAUGGUUGGAGAUUGGUUUUGAACAUCUUAAACCAUUUUGGACCAAGUAUGUCAAUUAUUCAAAUGAUUUUGUUAGGAACUGUCAUAUCAUGGAAUCAUAGUCUGUCUGCCAAUGAGAAGAAGCACUAUGGUUUGAAAACAUCACUGGAUACUACUACCGAACGGAUGAGUAAAGAAUACAUGUUUCAUCUAAAAAUUUUGCAGCUUGAGAUUUUCUUUGAGAUGAAUUUUGAACAGGCGAGUAGAAAAUUGGUUGAGAGGACAAAGUGGUCAAGGACAUGGUGGGUGGAUUCGUUGCCACCCCCUACCGUUUUUCGCAGACACGGUAUCUGUCCUGGCAUGGACCUGACGAUCAGAGUCUUGUUACAUAGAAACACGUCCUCUAAUUUUGGUUGAUGAAAGCAUAUAGACACUAUUAUUGGUCUUUCAUUGUGGCUAGUGCAUCAAAGAAUAUUCCUUAAUGGAAAUUGGAGAAUAAACUGAAUUCUGAAGAUAAAAGGGUCACAUGCAUGUGUCAUCAAUAUAUAGUUUGGUGUUGAGAACACACGUGCUAUAGAACAGUUCAUUUUUUAGUUUGUUAAAUUUUUGUUAGUGCCAAAUUUUACUUUCACCUUGUUUGAUUUUGAUAUCAUGAUGGUGAAUUCUAGGUUUAGUUCAUGAGAUUUGCUUUGUUACAGGGUUCAUUGGAUUAGGAAACUGUCUGUAGGAUAUAAUAUAUUAUAGUUAUUUGUUGUGUACAAUGAUUACAAGACAUUGGAAAUGUGCAGAUAAUUCUUUUUUCCAAGUCA
Molecule: messenger RNA, 2772 nt
Organism: Medicago truncatula (barrel medic)
Lineage: Eukaryota; Viridiplantae; Streptophyta; Magnoliopsida; Fabales; Fabaceae
Product: probable galacturonosyltransferase 14
Exons: 6
Coding region: 484-2085 (533 amino acids)
Molecular function (GO): polygalacturonate 4-alpha-galacturonosyltransferase activity
Source: RefSeq, a predicted model, not a curated record